AUGGAUUAGCAGAUCGAUGAAGAUGUCUACCUUAAGUAAAAUUAUAAGGUUGUAAGGGAAAUGGGAAGAGGUGGCUAUGGAGUCGUUUACAAGGCUCUGGGACUUAAUUAGGGUCAAAUUGAGAAAACCAAAAAAUAUGCUAUCAAAGUUAAUUUUUCGACUGUGUCUCCAGAAUUGAUUUUUGCAGAAAUUGGAUUUUUAAAAUUAGUGUAUGGUAAGGAGAAUAUGCCACAACUGGUGAAUCUAUUUUUGAAGGAUCAAAAAAUAUACAUCGUAAUAGAAUACUUUACUUAUAAGCCAUUUAUUACAUUCUUUGCAAACUUUGACAUGAUGCAAAUAAGAAAAUAUCUAUAUGAAUUAUUGAAGGCAUUAAACAUAUUAAAACAAAAUGGAAUCUAUCAUAGAGAUGUGAAACCUGGUAACUUUCUUUACAAUCCUAAAACCUGCAAGGGAAUUCUGAUUGAUUACGGUCUCAGUGAAAUUGAUAGGUCAUUUGUUGCAAAACUGAUAGAAAAAGAGAAGGAUCUGUCCAAGAAUAAUCCUUAAUCUGAUGAAGUUUAAGAGAUACGAAGGAAAAUCAAUUUAUAUAACGAAAUUUAAAAAACAAUCGAUUAAAUAGGAUAAAAUAAAAUCGGCACAGAAAGCUUUAUGCCUUUAGAAAGUAUCUUACAUUAUCAUGUAUUAUAUAAAAUUAAGUUUAAAUAGGAUCAAUCCUAUGAAGUUGAUAUGUGGGCAGUAGGAGUUAUAUUUUUACAAUUUUUAACCAAGAAAUAUAAUCUAUUUAGCAAUGUCAGAAUGAUUAAUAAACCUGUCAAUACAAAGAAUUUCUUCUAUGUUAACUUUAUUUUGGAGUUAGCCAGCUUAUUCGGAUCUGAAUAGGUAAGGCAGAUUUGUGACUUGUUCGAAUAUGAUUUAAAAUUGCCAUCAGUGUCAGCUACAAAACCAAUCAAAUGGAAAUAAAUUAUAAACAUGGAAGGAUUUGAUGAUAAUGCCGAAGACUUAUUAACCAAAUUACUUUGUUUGCAUCCUAAAUAGAGAAUUAAAGUUGAAGAUGCAUUAAAGCAUCCUUUCUUCCAAACUGUGAUAUCUUAAGAAGCGCAAGCAGAUACAAACCUUUAAUUAGAAUAGGAAUUUAAUGUGAUUAAACAAAUUGAAAUAUGA
This is a messenger RNA of Paramecium tetraurelia, 1161 nucleotides long. RefSeq lists its product as uncharacterized. Gene Ontology annotation, cellular component: cytosol; protein kinase CK2 complex; nucleus. Gene Ontology annotation, biological process: protein phosphorylation. The transcript has 5 exons. NCBI's taxonomy places the organism in Eukaryota, Ciliophora, Oligohymenophorea, Peniculida, Parameciidae. Gene Ontology annotation, molecular function: ATP binding; protein serine/threonine kinase activity. The record is from RefSeq and is a predicted model, not a curated record.